Molecule: messenger RNA, 454 nt
Organism: Paramecium primaurelia
Lineage: Eukaryota; Ciliophora; Oligohymenophorea; Peniculida; Parameciidae
Source: the annotation of a GenBank genome assembly
AUGUUAAAUUCAACUGUAGGUCACAUUACAGGAUAAUUUGAUGUAUUGAAAAGUUUUUUAUAAUUGGACGAGAAAAGUGAGAGGAAAGAAGAAAAGCAAGUUUACAUAUUUCUCCUUUAAUUCUUUUUUAAACUUUCUAGAAUGCAUGAACACAAUUAUAUAAUGAUAAGACUAAUUAUUGUUACCUAAGAUAGGGGAUAUAUAAAUAAAAAGAAAAAAACCUGUCAAAAACUAUUUAAAUAAAUUUUAGGCUUAUCUCAUUAAGAAUAUCAUAGAAUGGUCAAUUUAAAAUAAGUAUGCAAGCCAUAUGGGGCUUCUAUUGGUGAUUUUCUUAUGUUCAUGUGUAAUGUUAUUAAGGAUUAUUUUAGAAAGGACAGUAUAAUAAUAAUAUGGAUAAAUUAUUAAAUAAUUAUUAAGAAUAAAAAUUCAAUACAUUCUCAUUUAUCUACUAUGA